AUCAAGAAAUCUCCAUACAGAAUAGACCAUCACAUGUGGUGAGAAGUAUGAGCCACAAAAACAUCACCCCCUUUCAUUUCCCAGGGUACGUAACGUACUCUUCUCUAGUCUAAGUACUCAAACAUGGCAUUCUCUCUCUCAUCUUAUCCGGCACUUCAGUACUCCAACCCUAGCGUUCAGUUCAAAUGCGGCUCGAAACCUCAGAUUGCAAGGCACAGUAGAGUUGCCAUUAUCAACUGUGGACUAAAGGGGUCAUCGCCACCAGAAGAAGGAACUGGGUCUUCUUCGUCUUCUGAUAGAAAUUCAGGACUUAAGAUAGGGUCACCCGUUAUUGUGAUCGAGGCUCCUACGAUGAUAAAGACUGCUGCUUCGGUUCCGUGUCUCAGGGUUAAUUCUGGCUUGGUCAACCCCGGGGAUGUCGGCAGAAUUGUGUCAAGAAAGCCCAAGGAUGUAUGGGCAGUUCGUCUCACCAUUGGUACUUACCUCAUAGAUGGAAAAUAUUUCAAGCCCUUGGAGCUCGAUGAAUGAUCUAAUCCACUUGGUUUAUGAGAUUGCUUGCAGAAUUUCUUAAUUUCUUUGUUCAAAGCUUGUGGACCGAGUUCCCGCCAUUCUCUUAUAAUCGACUUUCACUGUGAAGGGUUUCGCUUAUAUCUUUCACGACUCAACGUCGCACGAGCAGAUCUAUAUUUGGAACAGCUGCGGAGAGAGACAUUGCGUGCGCCAACAUAUGCGUUUGUGGGUUUCUAAUGUUCAAAAUUGAGUGAAUUUCUUCUUGGUGUUUCCUUGUUUUUUUCAUGCGUCAGCAACCAACCAGUUGUGGAGAUACAUGGGAUCCAAUUUCCUAUAUUUCUAUUAAAAAACCAAACAAAAUUUGCCAA
Rhododendron vialii is the source of this 878-nucleotide messenger RNA. Its product is annotated as protein CHLORORESPIRATORY REDUCTION 42, chloroplastic. The record is from RefSeq and is a predicted model, not a curated record. The transcript is spliced from 2 exons. The coding region runs from base 124 to 528 and encodes 134 amino acids. Lineage: Eukaryota; Viridiplantae; Streptophyta; Magnoliopsida; Ericales; Ericaceae. Gene Ontology annotation, biological process: NADH dehydrogenase complex (plastoquinone) assembly.